Molecule: messenger RNA, 1993 nt
Organism: Cryptomeria japonica (Japanese cedar)
Lineage: Eukaryota; Viridiplantae; Streptophyta; Pinopsida; Cupressales; Cupressaceae
Product: aldehyde oxidase GLOX
Exons: 1
Coding region: 1-1647 (548 amino acids)
Source: RefSeq, a predicted model, not a curated record
AUGGCAACGAAAACGAUGAUGCUAAGAAUAAUAAUAAUAAUUGCCUUGUGUUCAGUGCUGUUAAGGGACCUGCCAUGUUCGCGGGGUCAGGCUGUGAAGAGCGGGUGGUGGACGCUCAUAUCUGCAAAUGGCGGCGUCUCAGCCAUGCAUAUGACCACGACCCACAAAGGCACUGUCAUUAUGUUCGAUCGCACAGACUACGGUCAAUCUCAGCUACCUCUCGACAAGGGGCGUUGCAGAGAUGAUAAUAACGACAUGGCGCUAAAGCACGAUUGCUGGGCGCACUCCAUAGAAUAUAACAUCGCUUCAAAUAAGCUCAGGCCGCUCAUGGUCAUGACCGAUACGUGGUGCUCCGCCGGUUCCUUUGCUGCGGACGGAACAUUGGUUAGUACAGGCGGAUACAAUGAUGGCUACAAGGCCGUCCGUUAUUUCGCGCCCUGUCAAAAUUCUGCCUGUGAUUGGGACGACUCUAUGCCCGGCAGACUCGCCGACAAUCGAUGGUAUGCAACCAGUCAGAUUCUGCCUGAUAACAGAGUGAUCAUUGUUGGAGGCAGAGGAGCUUUUUCAUACGAGUUCGUCCCGAAAAGACCCGGAGAAGGGUCUUAUUAUCUUACGUUUCUGUCGCAGACGAAUUUUGCCAACGAGGAGAACAAUCUCUACCCUUUUCUCCAUCUCUCGUCUGAUGGAAACCUUUUUAUCUUUGCAAACAAGGAUUCAAUUCUACUUGAUUACAAAACCAACCGUGUGGUGAAGACGUUUCCCACAAUGCCCGGCGGGGCGAGGAAUUAUCCGGCGUCCGGUUCUUCCGCAAUGCUGCCAUUGAGAGCCUCCGAUGGAUUUCGAAGGGUUGAAAUUCUCAUCUGUGGAGGCGCUCCUGAUUACGGCUUCAAUUCUGCGAAUUCCGGGAAUUUUAUGGAUGCAAUUCAGAGCUGCGGGAGGAUGGUCAUCACGGACCCGAACCCCAAAUGGGUAAUGGAAAAUAUGCCUGCUCCGAGAGUCAUGGGCGACAUGCUCAAUCUACCAAAUGGUGAAAUUCUGAUAAUUAAUGGAGCUUUCAGAGGAACCGCAGGGUGGGAAGUGGGAAGAGACCCGGUUUUUACUCCUUAUCUUUAUAGACCUAAUGCAGUACCGGGAAACCGGUUUUCUACGUUGGCUUCCUCCACCAUAGCCAGAAUGUAUCACUCCACUGCUAAUGUUUUGCCUGAUGGCAGGAUCCUCGUCGGGGGAUCGAAUCCUCAUGCAGGGUAUGUUCUAUCUGGAACUACUUAUCCAACUGAACUUCGCCUUGAAGCUUACAGUCCCUAUUAUUUAGAUCGUUCCUAUCAGGCCUUUAGGCCCACCAUAACCGGCUUAUCUGCUUCUUUUAUUCGAUAUGGAACAAAGUUUAUUGUUCAGUUCACUGUUCCCAAUUACAGUCCCAACAAUAUUGAGUUCCAUAUUUAUGCCCCUUCUUUCACAACUCAUGCUUUUUCAAUGAACCAGAGAAUGCUCGUUCUAGCAGCAGAUACUCCCAAAAGAGCAAGAGGAAUAUACUUUGUGGGCCUGAUAGCACCUCCAAAUUCUGUGGCGGCGCCGGCGGGGCACUACAUGUUGUUCGUGGUUAACGGUGGAAUUCCAAGCGUGGCCGAAUGGAUUCAUUUGUCUUAGAAGUAAUAGUCUUUGUGAGAGUGUGAAUGAUAAUAUAGUUUGUGAACUGUAUAAAUUACAAUAUGUUUUUAAGUUUUGGGGGUGGGAAUAGGUACUACUAAGAGUCUUAUGACUAAGCUAUGGGAUUGGUUGAGCAGAAAUUGUACUUUUCCACCAUAUUAAGAUUGAAUUUGGCGUUGGGAGUAUGCAUUAUGUGCAUCGUCCUGUGUUAGUCUUCUCGUGGCAUCAAAUAAUGUCUCACUGUUCUUUUACAGUUGUGACCAAAAUUCUAUCCUACAUGCGCUGCCUAUCGUCACAAGAUGAUUGCAGUAACUUGUAACUUUGUAAUGACUUUUAUUAUCUGAGU